AUUUGAAAUUUACCAUGUGUUAAAGCCAAAGCAUGUGGUUAAUCUAUCUUCUUGAAAUAGCAUAAUUUAUAUUAUUUUAAAGAAAUUGGAUAAUUGAAUUGCUACCCAUCGAUCACAAUAAUAAUCCUCCUGUUGUUUGAAGAAAAAGAUGGCUGACCGUGUUGCCGCUGAUGUUAUUUAUAAAUCUCUCGUUCAAAAUGAUGAUGCAUUAACUCAUUUGCAGCAUUUUGUUCGUCAAGCCGAAGAGUUUCAUGCUAAAGAUUCUGAUUAUGAUGUUGUAAAAGAAUAUUUAAAGUUAUCUGGUAAUUGCCAUGAGCUAGGACAGUAUGUGAAAGAACUUGCUACAUGUGACUCUCACCAUGCUAUGGCACUACUGGAUACUAUGUGUCAUAUUCUUAUACGUUUAGCAAGUGAUUUGUCAAUGUUUAUUGCUGCAGGAACUUCAAUUGUCAAUGAAAUGCUGUCAUAUGGAAUGAAAACUAUAUUUAACUUUUUGAAAAUGAAACAAAAGUCAUCAAGAACAAAAUCAGCUCUACAUUUGCUGACUGCUAUGAUUGCUUUAGGAAACCAAACAGCUCAUCAAGUUGUUGCUAAAUUGAAUUUCUCCAAUCCUGAAUAUCUUCAUUUAUUGAAUAGGACAAAUUUUUCAGAAGAUGAGGAUGUUAGAACUGCAUUUUUAAAUUUGAUUGUUUUGGUUAUUACUGUUUGUAAUAACAGCAUCAUUCGACAGAUUGUGGAAGUGAAAGGUUUCUUGAAUAGUAUAUUACCUGGGUUAAUAUCAGAUCGUGUAUCAACAAUAACACUUGUCUUGAACACUUUUCGACAAUUUAUUAUUGAAAAUAUUAAUAUCCCAAAGACUACAAAACUUCAUCUAUUUAAUGAUCAUUCAUUAAAGCCGAUUAUUCAAUUAUAUACUUGGAAAGGACCUGUUAGAGUUAAGAAACAUGGAAAGAGGAAGCUAGGAGAAGAAAAAUAUUCUGUAGCAUAUGAUGUAAGUGAUGAAGAAUUAGUUGAAGUCCAAACAUGUGCUCAUGAGUUCAUGUCAGCCCUGUGUUGCUCUCACAAACAUGGAAUCAUAUUUACAGAUUUGUCUUGUGGAACUUCUGGAAAAAAUUACAAUAUUGUAAUCACAAACAUUCUGAAGUCUUUCACCAAACCUUUCUCGGAUCCUCUAAUGUCUAGCUUUGUUAUAUCUGUCUUACAAGCUUGUCCAGAUCAACUAAAACAGUAUUUAGUUGUGUUCAAGGAUAGUUUUGUGCCAAGGCUUUCUACAUCAUGGCUGAAUGUUGUAGAUUUUUUGGAAAAGAUUUUAAAAUCCCAAAAUAUAGUUACAGUGCUGUUUAAGACAGAAGCUAAAAGACCUGUUUCUGCAUUAGUGAGCAUAGCGAAGACAUUUUGUCUACUAGAUGUUUUAAUAACUUCUGAUAUUUCUGAAGUUUUUGUUAGUGGACACCGUGUUUUGUGCUACCAUUUGAGUCGAUUUUUGUUGAGUAUUUUAACUCAAAUAGAGGCUGUUGCAAAGUUUUGUGAUCACCCAGACUCAACAAACAUUCCUUAUGAAGCAUCUGAGUUGUUAAAUUUCAAACUUUUAUUUCUAUCACUGGUGUUCCCAUGUUUUCCUGCUGCGGACAAACUUCAGAAGUACUGGCAUAAAAUAACUUAUGAAAAUUCAGAAAUUCUUCAAGAUGAAGCUGUGAAAGAUCUACCAAUUCCAACUUUUUCUGAAGAAUUAUCAACACUGAUUGAAGUGAUUAAAUAUUAUAAAACAUUCUCUUCUGAACUGAAUAGAGAAUUUGACUUUGAUUUGCCUCAUAUGCUUAAUGGUUUAAAGAUAUGCAGUUCUGUCUUAUCCAGCUGUGAUCUUAGUAAAGUCUAUUCUAGUGUUAUUGAUUUUUGUUCAAAGGAGAAUUCCACUAGUCUUUGGAAUAAGCAAAAAGUGUUUGACUCACCUCUACUUCUAAUUCGUGAUAUUUAUUUGGAGGCACAUAAAUCAAAAGAAUUUUCUGGUGUGAGGGAUAUUUUAUAUAAAAUUCUUUUAUGCACAAAUGUUUUUGUUGGUUGUCAAUGGGAAAUUGAUCUGUGGUUGGAAGCUCUGGAAUGUGCAAAAUCAAGACAUAUUCCUAUAAUUUUUGAUUUUAUCAAUGAAACUAUGCAUUUGCUGUUGAAACAACAAAACAUACAUAUUGGCGAUCAUGAAAUGCCAGAUGUGAUUGGAAUAAAAAAUGAAAAAAAUGAUGAUAUUAAUGAAAAUAGUGCACUAGAAGAUAAUGAGGUCCUUUACAUUGCUCCUGAUCAAAGAAGUUUCAGCAACUUUGUUGUAGCAGCAUUUCAGACUCUACAGUCUUUACCAGAAAACAAAACAAAAGGUUGUCAAAUGUUUGUGGAAAAAGCUCUGGAUCCUUUAAUGCAUUAUCAACACUCACCAAAGAAUUUAUUCACUGCUAUUCAGCAAUAUAAACCUAUGAUAACUCCCUAUUUAUAUGAAUAUUGGAAAUUUCUUUCAUCUGCAAGUGAGAUUAAGGUUCCUUUUGAAAGUCUAUGCUUAGAAAAUUCUACUUGCACUCUGGAUAUAAAUGAUCAUUUAAGACAAAAUUUUAUUUCAACACAUUCCUCAUCUGUUAAACUUAGUUCAUGCAAUUUAAAUAAUUUAUGUGAAAGUUUGAAUGGUAAAUCUAUUCAAAGAACAGUUUGGCAGCUACUUGCUUAUAUAGAUUUUGAAGUCAAAUUCAUUUUAAAAAGGAAGACAGAAAACUCUGCUCUUGUAACUUACUUUCAGUUGUUAAAGCAACUUCUGAAUUGUUUAUCAAUAUCUAGCAGUGAUGUUAUGGAUACUAGUUGUAAUGAAGAAUCUAUUAAAGUUGAAAAUGACCAAAUUAUACCUACAGAAUCGGCAAUAGAAAUUUUCAAAGAUUUUUUAAAUCAUCCUACAAUUUUAAAACUGUUCCUAUUUGAUAUGAAGAUCGUUGAAAAUAAAUCGGAACACUUGAACAAUAGUGUCAUUCUUGCUACUAAACUUGUUCUGGAUGUUAUUCAAAAUGCACUCUCUUUAGGCAAUGAAAUGCUUUCUUCUUAUUUAAUACCCUUUAAAAAGAAAGUCCUUAAAUAUUUAUAUAGAGGCAAAAAGUCUGAAAUUGAAAGCAAUAUAGAACGUGCUUCUAUUAUUGGAACAUUUUCUCCAUUAUUUGGAACUAGUGAUGUGCGAGUUCUUUUAGAAAAUUUACUGACUUUUGAAAAUAAUGCUAUUACUGAUUUUGAUGCAUAUUUUUCAUCUUUAUGUUUACUUUUGCAAACAUUUAUUGAAAAAGAAGAAAUGAUUCUUUUAUCAUCAGACAGUAUUAAUGGAUUGAUCUUAAAAUUUGUUACCUUGCCCAAGAAAAAAAGAAAAAUACUUAGACAGUAUUUAUUAAAUCUUCUUCAGAAACAUCCCAUUUAUGGACUUUUGGUUAGUGAAGAUACUGCUCUUCUUUUGCUACAAAAUAAAUCAUUGAAAGAUUUAACAAUUUUGGGAACACUCAUAGGUUACAAUGACAAAUUUAGAAAAAUAGUUCAAAUUUUCAUCAGUGAUAAAUUUGAUGAAUCAGACAGCACUGAAUAUAUGCAUCUUGUAAGUAAAUGCCUUUGUAAUUGUUCAGAAGAUGAACAGGACAAUGAAUUUAAAGAUUUGAUAUCAUCCAACUUUUCUUCAUCCUUUGAAGACAUGGUAUUCAGUGAUAUUUCUGCUGAUUGGGAUAGUUUGUAUGAAUGUGGAAUUGGAAAAGCAAUGCAGUUACUAUUGCUUCGGAAGCAUCCAAAUCCAAAAAAGUUGCAAGAAUUCUGUAAGUUGAUUUUGAAAAAUCCAGAAAAUGAAAUUCCAAAUAAAUCAAAAAUGCUUAUAAUUCUGCAAGUAUUUGAAGCAUGGAAGUUUUAUUCACACGAAACAAAUAAAAUCAAGUUACAAAUAUUAAAAGUUUGCUGUAUAUGGCUUUCAUCUGGACUUAAUGAAAAUUUUAGAUGUUCUGAAUUGUUCAACUUCAUGAAGGAAUUAUUACAGAAUGUGAAUGAUUUUGAAAUAAGUAAAGUUGUCGAUGUAACAGACUUUUUCUCAAAAUGCUUGAAAUUUGCAUUAAAUUAUACUGAUAUUGGAAUAGAUUUACUAAAGAUCUUGAGUCUCUUAUGUGAAAAAGCAAAUGGAAAUAAUUUACCUGUACAAUCUUUACAUGGCUUACUUACUGGACAUUCUCAGUUUUUUGAAGUAAUGCUAUCUGAUGAAGGGGAUAAAAAUAAUCUGAAAGAGAAUUUAAUAAACCUGUUAAUUAUUCUGACAAAAUUGGAUGGCACUGUAUGCAAAGAAAAUCAUAUAGGUCUUCUUUUAUCUGCUUACGGAGCUUCUAUGGCUUCAGUUGAUCAAAAGUUGCUGUACCUUUUGAAGCUGUAUGCAGAUAAUAGCAUUAGCAUGAGUCAAUACAGCCCAUUUCUAUGGGGAAAAUCAGCAAUAUCACAUUAUUCAAUAAUGAAAACAUCUCAGAGUUAUUUGUGGAAACAGCCUAAAUUGCAAGAUAUCUUGAGUCUCCUUCUGCCGGAUAAGAUUGAAAAUACUCUUUUGUAUUUUCCUAUACAUAUGAAACUAGAACCUUCUUCAGAAUUAAUAGAGGUGGAAGAACAUUUAACAAAUAAAAUUUACGACAUGCGAUUCUUCCUGCCUUUGUUUGCUCAUUUGCUGUCUCCAGGUGCCUUUGUACACUGCAGUCAGUUUAUUCAGUCAAAAGCACCUCUACUCAUUUUCAUUUCUCUAAGUAGCAUGGAACCACCUGUUAGAGCCUUGAGUUUCUAUUGUCUCUCUCAGUUUUAUCAACAUUUAGAAGGUGCUUACUUCAGAGAAAAAGGAAUUUGGCUCUGUUUAUUGGACUCCUUGAGGAAUUCAAUAGCUUCAACAAAUCCAAAAAUACCCAAUAUUGUAUCUUUAUUCUUAGCUAGAGCUACUGAUAUUUUUACAAAACCAGAGCAUAAACUUUAUCGACCUCUUUAUACUUUUAUCUUGAGAAGACCUCUCCUGGAUAUUGGACAAGUCCCAGAAUUUUACAAUUUAUUCAACAGCUCUUAUAUUGAACAUCGCAUAUUAAGACAUUGGUUGCUGAAUCUGAUAGGAGAUGGAUUGAGAUCUUCCUUAGAUUUUCAUAUUUGUGAGAAAAGAUAUAUCUUUAGUUCUUUAUUGACUCAUUAUGUUAGCUGUUUAUCUACAAAUCAAGAAAAGGUUGCAAUUCUUCAGUGUUUAAAUUCUGCUGUAAAAAUAAAAUCAUCUGCUCAUACUCUUUGUCAGAAAGGUUUACUCAUUUGGCUUCAAAAUAUUGUAGAAGAAAGUGAUCUAGCAGAGAUUGAUGCGUUAAAAUCUUUAUGUGAAGUUAUGAGAAACCUCAAAGUGAAUGUUCCAGAUUACUUCAAUUUCACUCUUGUUUUUUUGAAAUUUAUUCCAAAGUUAAAGUUUCUGGAUAUUCAUACAAUCAAGACUUUGCUUUCAUCUUUACUUCAUUCUUUGACUACUAUGAAAAAUUCAGACAAAACUUUUUGGUCUUCCUAUAAAAUUUCAUUAGAAGAAAUAGAUCAAUUAUAUGAACUAUGGAAGUUCUUGGUUGAAAAAUUCCAGUCAAAAGAAAAGAGUGAUUCAGAAGAAAAAGUUUCUAUUGGAUUAGCAAAUAUCAAAGAAUGCUUUCUCCUUUGCUCUAAAAUUGUUACCUUUUGGGAGCCAUUAUUAGAAACAAGUACCUCUGAAUUCUUGUAUAAUAAGCAAAUUAAGUCAUUAAUCAGUAUACUAGAAUUAAUGUUAAAAAAGAAUGAUAAGUCUUCUUUUUAUUCCAGUGAAUUACCUAUUUGGCUUCUCAAGUGUGCAAUUGCAGACACAAAACAUGAACUUGUAAAAUUGUUCCUUAGUUCUGAAAAAAGUAAAAUGUUGUCAUUAGUUAUUCAAGUUUUUGAAAGUUGCUUAAAAGAAGAGCAAGGGCUUAAACUAUCAAAAGAGUACAGUUGUGAUAAUUGGAAGAAGUUUCUGCUCUAUCUAAAAGAUAUAUCAAGGAAUUCAAAUAUUACUUCCAUUUCACCUAUAUUUCAACAAAUCACUGAUGCUGUACAAUGAAAUUUAUUUUUUGUUAAUAUUCCAAGCUCUGUGAGCUAUUGUAAAGUGUCAUGUAAA
This is a messenger RNA of Argiope bruennichi, 6163 nucleotides long. RefSeq names its product nucleolar pre-ribosomal-associated protein 1-like. The record is from RefSeq and is a predicted model, not a curated record. The coding region runs from base 149 to 6106 and encodes 1985 amino acids. NCBI's taxonomy places the organism in Eukaryota, Metazoa, Arthropoda, Arachnida, Araneae, Araneidae. The transcript is spliced from 33 exons. Gene Ontology annotation, biological process: maturation of 5.8S rRNA from tricistronic rRNA transcript (SSU-rRNA, 5.8S rRNA, LSU-rRNA); maturation of LSU-rRNA from tricistronic rRNA transcript (SSU-rRNA, 5.8S rRNA, LSU-rRNA). Gene Ontology annotation, cellular component: nucleolus.